AUGGAAAGCAACCAAUCAUGGGUCACAGAAUUCAUCCUAGUGGGAUUCCAGGUCAGUGAAGACAUGGAAAUUCUUCUCUUCUGGAUCUUCUUCCUGUUAUACAUCUUCAGUCUGCUGGCAAAUGGCAUCAUCUUGGGACUCAUAUGGUUUGACCCGCGAUUACACACCCCCAUGUACUUCUUCCUCUCACACCUGGCCAUCAUUGACAUCUCCUAUCCUUCCAGUAAUGUACCUAACUUGCUGAAAAACCUAGUGCAGCACAAUAAAACUAUCUCCUUUGUCUCGUGCAUUGUGCAGAUGACCUUGUGUUUGACCAUUGCUUCCACAGAGUGCAUGAUAUUGGUGGCGAUGUCCUACGACAGGUAUGUGGCCAUCUGCCACCCUCUCCAGUACACCAUCAUCAUGAACUGGAGAAGGUGCACAGUCCUUGCUGUCACUUCCUGGGCAUGUGGAUUUUCCCUGGUCCUAUUACAUCUAAUUCUCUUUCUAAGGCUGCCCUUCUGUGGACCCCAGGAGGUGAACCACUUCUUCUGUGAAACUUUAUCUGUCCUCAAACUGGCCUGUGCUGACACCAGGAUCAAUACAAUUAUUCUCUGUGCUAUUGGUGUGUUUGUCUUAGUUGGGCCCCUUUCCUUGAUGCUCGUCUCCUACACAAACAUCCUCUGGGUCAUUCUGAAGAGCCAGUCAAAAGAAGGCCGCAAAAAAGCCUUUUCCACCUGCUCCUCCCACAUGUGUGUGGUUGGACUCUACUUCGGCAUAGCUAUGAUGAUUUACAUGGUCCCAGACAGCAGUCAACGAGAAGAAGAGCAGAAAAUUCUUUUCCUGUUUUACAGCCUUUUCAAUCCGUUGCUUAACCCUGUUAUCUACAGUCUGAGGAAUGUUCAGGUAAAAGAUGCCUUCUACAGGGUACUGCGGCAAAAGAGGGCCACUUGA
Molecule: messenger RNA, 933 nt
Organism: Tupaia belangeri chinensis (Chinese tree shrew)
Lineage: Eukaryota; Metazoa; Chordata; Mammalia; Scandentia; Tupaiidae
Product: olfactory receptor 2A2
Exons: 1
Coding region: 1-933 (310 amino acids)
Biological process (GO): G protein-coupled receptor signaling pathway
Cellular component (GO): membrane
Molecular function (GO): G protein-coupled receptor activity; olfactory receptor activity
Source: RefSeq, a predicted model, not a curated record